This is a messenger RNA of Phyllostomus discolor (pale spear-nosed bat), 1400 nucleotides long. It is a transcript of the gene NMB, whose product is annotated as neuromedin B. NCBI's taxonomy places the organism in Eukaryota, Metazoa, Chordata, Mammalia, Chiroptera, Phyllostomidae. Gene Ontology annotation, molecular function: neuropeptide hormone activity; neuromedin B receptor binding. The record is from RefSeq and is a predicted model, not a curated record. The transcript has 3 exons. The coding region runs from base 761 to 1288 and encodes 175 amino acids. Gene Ontology annotation, biological process: neuropeptide signaling pathway; positive regulation of hormone secretion. Gene Ontology annotation, cellular component: neuron projection.
AAGACUGGACAGCUCUGGGGGGGGGGGGCGUGCUGAGUGUGAGUGGGCGGUGUUGUAGGACGGCUGCUUUCCACCACGGAAAACUGCUAAACACGUGAAAGUAUUAAAAACAGGGCCGUGUGGUUAUUCCCGUCUCAUGGUGAAGAACCGUGGGGUUCCAGGGAGUCACACAGCUUGCACAGGGCUCCCGGUCCAGUGCCCGCUCCCCCAGCCCAGAGGUCCGCCUCCUCCGGCCCAGCAGCUGCUGCGGGGCCUCUCCCCAGCAGGCGGCCAUGGGGCGGGGCUCCUUAUCCCGUCCUCACUCUGCUUUCCGGUCCCAAGCACCUGCUGUGAUUUCUGCUGAGUGCCGAGUGCUAGCCUGGAGCGGACAGAGCGCCGGCCCGAGUCCAGGGAGGGAGCCAGGGGCUCCCCUAGUACCUGGGUCUUUGCAGGGCUUGGGCGCCGGUGUGACGCUGGGGGAGCAUCCUCGCCCCGCUCUUACCCUUACAAAGGGGGGCGUAGAGGGGGGCGUGCGCGGGGAAGGCCGGACAGCCCGCCGGAGCGGUGCCCACUGGUGCGGGAGUCUGGGUGUGCAGGUUGUGGAGGACCCGUGAAAGGGCUGGCGGGGCGGGGCAGGGUGGGGCGGGGCGGAGAGCAGGGGCGGCUCCCGAGGCAGGCUCCGCCCCAGGGCGCGGGUUUAAAAGCUGGAAGGAGGCCCCUCAGGAAAGGCUCGCAGCUCAGCGGGAGCGCAGCGACGGUGCGGCGCAGCCUGGGCACAGCCAUGGCCCUGCGGGCGCGGGGCGCCCGGCGGCUGGGCAGCAUCCUGCUCUUCGCUUUGCUCGCUGCCAGCGCUGCCUCCUUCAGCUGGGAUCUCCCCGAGCCCCGCAGCCGGGCCAGCAAAACCCGAGUGCACCCGAGAGGCAACCUCUGGGCCACCGGUCACUUCAUGGGCAAGAAGAGUGUGAAACCCCCCAGCCCACCCCUGCUGGGGACGGCCCCCCACAUCUCCCCGAGGGACCAGAGACCGCAGCUGAGUCACGAUCUGCUCAGGAGCCUCCUGCUGAGGAAAGCUCUGGGCACGCGCCCCGGCGGCCCACCGCCGCACACCCAGGUGAGCCGCAAUGUGUGUUCCCUUUCAGUACAGGAGGCUGCUGGUGCGAAUGCUGCAGAAGUGAUGCCGUUAGUGAGGAAGAUGCAACCACACGGCUUAGAUUGUGCCCAUGCAGGGAAGGUGCUGAAUGGGACCCUGGCAGUGGCCUCCCCUGGCUGUAAACCCUGGGCUCAAAUCUCCAUUACUCCACUACUGUGACGUCUGGUCGCGUCACCAGGAACAUCGCCAGUGCAGACACAGAGUAUAUUCCUGCUGUAUUUCCUGCUUCCCUGUCGAAGUGGUGAAUAAAAAGGCUGCUCUUUACACAGAA